CCUUUCAUUCCCGCGCCGUCAGCCGUCCGGCGAGCACGCGUCUAGUCUCCUACCGCGUCUAUUACCCCAGCCCCGACGUAAACUUUCACGUUCAAGUUUUCAACUGAAGAAAAGUGCACUGUGACCUGAAUGAGAUUGGAUGCAAUUUGUGCGACUUAUGCAGUGCUGUGAUAGAAUAAUUCCGUGCACUGAAAACGGAUUAAGACUCUGUAAUGACAGUUUUGAUUUGGCAAUAAUGCUGAAUCAUGUAAUAUGAGCGGCUCUAGGGGCUUGGCCAGCAAUAUGGUGACUUGGCACGUGCGGGCAGUCAUGCUGAGCGUCAUCUUGCUGUCCAAAGAGUACACGGUGACUAGUUUGGAGUUAUUAGAGCUGAGGGUCCCGGCUCAUGUGCCUUUGGGAACACGGCCUUCGCUAUCUUGUCGAUGGCAGCUUGGACCUAGCGACGUUCUCUACUCGGUGAAGUGGUAUAAAGAUGGAAAGGAAUUCUUCAGGCAUGUUCCCCGCGACGUAGAACCAAGAAGAAAAUUCUUACUUCCUGGAGUCGAUGUAGAGAAUUCGAGUCCGAAUGGCUCAAAUGUAACUCUAUCUCCUGCGAUAUUGGAAACUGGUGGGCGGUAUCGUUGCGAAGUGUCCGGCGAACGUCCACUAUUUCCUACCGUAUCUGACCAUGCCGAUAUGAUUAUAGUUGCUUUACCCGCAACUGGACCAAUAAUUACUGGCUCCAAGCUAAGAUAUCAAAUAGGUGAUAGAGUCCAGGUCAAUUGCACUUCUGGAAGAUCUCGACCAGCUACCAGACUCUCUUGGUACAUUAACGGCGAACCAGCCCCUAUCUCCUCGGUAUUAACUCCGGAAAAUUACAAACACGAUGAUGGUCUAGAAACAACAAGCCUUGCUCUGGAUUUCAAAGUAAAGCCUAAACAUUUUAGAAAAGGAGAUCUCAAGUUAAAGUGUCUUGCUACUAUUGCUACCGUGUACUGGCGAAGUAAUGAGGAAAGUGUUCAAGGAGAAAGAUUUAAAGGCUAUGCAAGAUCCAAAGAAUUGAUCGAAGGUGCCUCCAGAGCUGAUCGUGUACAGGCUGCAGGAAAAUCAGGACCUUGUCAUUCUGUCAUUAACCUGCCAUCUUUGCUGUUGCUUUUGAUUAUAGUAUUACACACACCCUACCAAUAAUUAUUUAUUAAAUAUUCAAGAUAAAACAUUAUUAUUACAUUAGAUAUUAAAAAUACUUGAUGUCCUGUUUGCUUUCUACUAGAAAAAAUGUCAGAGACACUUACUUAAAACAGUUACAAGUCACUUGAAAGCAAUUUGUAUUAUUUUAUGUUUGUGUAGAUAUCGCAAGUCCGAAGAUUAUAUAAUUAAUAAUUUAUGAAAAAAUAUAAUUAAAAAUUAUUUAAACACGAAAUGUGAUAGAUAGAUUUAAAUGUAGGUAUUGAAAUUACUGCCAUUUUUCAUAGCGAACAUUCAUUCUGAAUUUUUGUUUUGUAUUGUCCUGUUACAAACCCUUCAUAUUACCAUGUUAUUAUGAUCCAAAGAAUGUUUUACAGCCAAAGCAGAAAAUUAAUAUAUGUUACAACGUAUCGACAGUUAUUAAUUUAUAUCGCUUAACGGAUUAUAUGAAAAUUGUAUGGGAAUUAAGUGUUCGUGAAUAUCAAUAUUCGUAUAACAAAAUAUUAUAGUGCUAUAUUAAUGUAUGAACACAGAUAAAAGACGUUCAUUCAGUACUUUUCCGUAUAAAUUUGUUUAUAAAUCUCAAUAAUAAUAUUAUUUUUCUUUUCUGUUGUGAAUGUUUUUCAUUUAAGCAAUUAAAAAGAUAGUCGAUUUAGUACUGUGUCACAUUGAAAAUGAAAUGCAUAAAAAGUCCAGUGCAUAUCAUAUACUCAUUGUAAAUCGGUAGACGUUGUUUUGCUUUUUAAGCACGUAUUAUUUCAGCAACAAAAUUAAUGGAUGGAACUAAUUUCUUUUGUGCUUACGCUGUUUAAAGUAAAAUCUAGCCCAUGACAAAAAUUGUAGAUAUGCAGAGUUUUUUUAUAUACUGCAUGUGCUUACAAUAUUUAUAAAGAAAGAAAUUUAAGUUUCGUAUAUUCUGAUUAUAUACAAUUAUUUUUGAUUUAAAUUCUUUUCUCGCUCGUGAUAAACAAGAUAAAAGUAUCAAAGUUUUGUUUUUAAAAUAUUUUUGAAAUACAUUUUUUUAAACAUUUUAUUUAAACAGGAAAAAUACUGGAUUAUUCUAAAAAUAAAUCGCAAACAUUUCUCACAGUAAUGCAUAUGUAUUAGUUUUAUAAGAGAGUUACGACUUUAGGGAUAACAAACUGUUGGCCCUUAAGCCGUAAUUCCUGUUUACUUAUUCCAUAACUUUAACUUAUAUGUAGUCUUUGGUAUUUUAAUGAGAACAAAAAAAAACAUUAUGUCAAUUCGUAUCAAAAACUAUUACAUAUAUUCAAUAUCAAAAAUUAUAUCCCGGGUGACGGUUAGAAGAAAUUAAUAUUUGAAUUAUCUAUGUACUCUGUAUCAAUUUUAACGUAACUCUAUACAGGGAGGGGUGUAACAGCAUUCGGUAUAUCGUAACCAAACAUGCAUCCUAGAAUAUGACAUACGAUUUAAUGUAUAGAUAUCUAAUAAAACCCAGUCAAUUCACGGUACAACCGAUGUAAUUUUAAUCUGUAGUAUUUGCUUCUAUUCGGUAAAAUGCUUCUAUAAUAAUUUAGUAUUUUUCUUUAAUCCACGUUCGGAACAUUGAUAUCAUUCCUAAGAAUUUUAGACAUUACGUUACAGGUGUUUUGUAAUAUAUCAAUAUAUGUUACUAUAAAAUAUUUGCAGAGUAUAAAUGUAUUUAUUGUAAAUAAAUAUAUAUUUGAGCUAUGUUAAAAUUUUAUAAUCUUAUAAAAUUGCUUGCGUAACAUAGGAACACACAGCUUCUACUAUGUUGGAACCAAAUAAUAUUCUAUAUGCACUUACGUGAACACAAAUUUUUAUGAAAAUUAUAUGACAUAAAUAUACUUCAGAAUGUAUAAGACACGAAAUUAUUAUUAAUUUAUUAUAUUUAGAAAAUAUAUGGCCAAGAAAAUUCUAUACAUGUGUUGUAUAUAUAUAACAAAAAGAAAAUUGUACUCUAGAAAAUAGCUAGAAAUUCGAGGUGUACAAGAUUCAAGUGUUUAUAAGUUAAUGAAGUUAUUGUUGCUUAUUGUUAUAAAAUGUAAUAGUAAUUAUAAAUAUGUAAAUAAUGGGUAAAGUAGCUCAAAUAUUAAAUCAUUAAUAUACUAUGUGAUGUAUAAA
Danaus plexippus (monarch butterfly) is the source of this 3270-nucleotide messenger RNA. RefSeq lists its product as uncharacterized. The coding region runs from base 253 to 1167 and encodes 304 amino acids. NCBI's taxonomy places the organism in Eukaryota, Metazoa, Arthropoda, Insecta, Lepidoptera, Nymphalidae. The record is from RefSeq and is a predicted model, not a curated record. The transcript has 6 exons.